CCCCCCGACGCUCUACCCGGCCGUUCCCGUGCCCUAAGCGGUUGCUGUUCUCCCAGCAGCGACUGCGGCGUUUCCUCGGCGGACGGCGGCUGUAUUCGUCUCCGUCAGCGAACAGCGGAAGCAUCGGCGGUGUCUUCCUCCGGCGAGUUCUUGUCGCUGCCGCGAUUUCCUCGGUGAACUGUGACUGCUGCAUCUUUCUCUCCAUCUUUGUAACGGCAGAGGCGGCGUCUCUGCCCCCUGUUGAGUAUGGAAUUGCAGCGGGCUGUUCAUGACUGACCACGAUAGAAUCGGGGCUCUGAGGACUGAGGGGCUUACUAGUGGAAAGUGGAUAGACGCAGACGAUGGCAUGACCAUUCUGGCAUCAAGUGCCAGGCAAAUCAGGUGUGGGUGAUGAUUUAGGUGUACACUCUCUUGCGGAGAAACUUUCGGAACAGAAAUUGUGGCUUGCUUUGAAGUGGGAAUACCAUCCUUGAAAAACGCUUGAAAAAGAAAAGGUUAUAAAAGAUUUCUCAGGAUGUCUUGGUGUACUAUUGAGUCUGAUCCUGGUGUUUUUACUGAACUUAUACAACAGAUGCAAGUCAAGGGAGUUCAAGUGGAAGAAUUAUAUUCGCUUGAUCUGGAUUCUCUGGACAACCUGCGGCCAGUAUAUGGGUUGAUAUUUCUAUUCAAAUGGCGACGAGGGGAAAAGGAUGACCGUCCUGUAAUUAAAGAUCCAAAUCCAAACCUUUUCUUUGCCAGUCAGGUUAUUAACAAUGCUUGUGCAACCCAAGCUAUUCUUUCGAUAUUGGUGAAUUGUCCAGAUAUAGACAUUGGUCCAGAACUAUCAAUGCUUAAAGAGUUCACGAAAAACUUCCCUCCAGAACUUAAAGGACUGGCAAUCAACAACAGUGAAGCCAUUCGAACAGCUCACAAUAGCUUCGCUAGGCCUGAACCAUUUGUACCUGAAGAGCAGAAAGUUGCUGGCAAAGAUGAUGAUGUCUACCAUUUCAUAAGCUAUUUACCUGUUGACGGAGUUUUGUACGAGCUGGAUGGACUGAAGGAGGGGCCAAUCAGCCUCGGCCAGUGCCCCGGUGGGCCAGGUGACCUGGAUUGGUUGCAGAUGGUGCAACCAGUAAUCCAGGAACGCAUCGACAGGUAUUCUCAGAGCGAAAUCCGAUUCAACCUCAUGGCCAUCAUAAAGAAUCGGAAGGAGAUAUACACUGCUGAGCUGAAGGAACUGCAAAAGCAGAGGGAGCAUCUUGUGCAGCAGUUGAAUGAACAUGCAAACACUGCUGAUAAAGACAGUCCUGAAGUCGAAGCUUGGAAUAAGUCACUCACCGAAGUGACUGCCAGCAUAGAAAGUGUGAGCGAGAAGAUACUGAUGGAAGAAGAGAAGUUCAAGAAGUGGAGAACUGAGAACAUUCGGAGGAAGCAUAACUACAUACCAUUCCUUUUUAAUUUUCUAAAGAUUCUUGCAGAGAAGAAACAACUGAAACCCCUUAUUGAGAAGGCCAAGCAGAGAUCGCGCAAUCCAAUAUAAACAGGGUCCCUUUUCGUGGCGUUUUUAAUGGCUAACUAGUUUGAGAAUUUGCUUUGUCUCUCAACUCUGGUACCAAAGUAUGUUUAUUGCUGCAGUUUCUACGAAACUUUCAAGACUAAUUUGUCAUUUUGGAUUGAUUUGAUUAACAUCAAGGUAUGUUUCUCGCUA
Molecule: messenger RNA, 1687 nt
Organism: Musa acuminata AAA Group (dessert banana)
Lineage: Eukaryota; Viridiplantae; Streptophyta; Magnoliopsida; Zingiberales; Musaceae
Product: ubiquitin carboxyl-terminal hydrolase 2-like
Exons: 9
Coding region: 515-1519 (334 amino acids)
Biological process (GO): ubiquitin-dependent protein catabolic process; protein deubiquitination
Cellular component (GO): cytoplasm
Molecular function (GO): cysteine-type deubiquitinase activity
Source: RefSeq, a predicted model, not a curated record